AUGUCGCGCUUCCUCACAACAACACUCGCCGCGCUUGCCGUCGCCCCCCUCGCCAUGGGCCACACCUGGAUUGAGCAACUUCGCAACGUCAAUGAUAAAGGCGAGUAUGUGGGCGAGUAUGGCUAUCCGCGCGGUAUGGUGUCAAAGACAGACAAAGGCUACACCGGUGAUUCCAUGAACUGGCUGCUGCCGGUCCAACCCAAGGUCUUCAUCGACGAGACCUCACCGCUGUGUCACACUUCACAGACCAAGCAAGAGCAAUCGUCAGACAAUUAUCCUCGCCUGCAAUCCGUGCCUGGUGGCUUUGUCGCCAUGCGUUACAUGGAGAACGGUCACGUCACUAUGGUCGACCCAGCGACCGGUCUCGGCAAGCCCGAAAAGGGCGGUACAGUCUUCGUCUACGGCACUACUAAUCCCACAGAGGAUGAGAAGCUUGUCAACGUCCUCCGCUGGACCCAGGAUGGCUCAGGUGGCGACAAGCGCGGUGCGCUGCUCGCCACAAACGACUUUGAUGACGGCCGUUGCUACGAGGUGAAUGCCACACCUACUUCAGAAGAACGCCGAGUUUCCGACCCCAACUUUGCCAUGGGUCAGGUUUCUGAUGGCCCGGGCAACUACCCGCUCUUCUGCGAGACCAACGUCCAGCUUCCCAAAGACGUCACCGAGGGCAAGCCAUACACGCUGUACUGGGUCUGGCAAUGGAACACCGCACCUAACGUCGACCCUGGCCUGCCAGCUGGCAAAGACCAGUACUACACCACCUGUAUGGACGUUGACGUGGCCUCUGCAGACACUGCACUCACAGCUGACGCCGAGUCCAAGUACGCUCUUGGUCCUCAGCAGGACGCCAUGUCUAUCGCUGUGUCUGAUUUCGCGUCGCGCACUGCCAUCAUGACCAACGCGCUGCAAGGCGAAGUUGGUCCCAUCUUCUCAGGCUCAGCAACCGCUACCGGUGGCGCACCUGCCGCUUCUGGCAACUCAUCUUCGUCGGCGACAGCAACGGCAACAGCGACGGCAACUGCUCCAGCUCUCACUCAGAUCACCAACAUCCCCACAAUGACCACACGACCCAGUACUUCACCAAAGCCAACCUCCGGCUCAGGCGAUGCUGUGACUGUCACAGAUAUUGUGUACGUAACGGUCACAGCAUCUGGCAGCUCCGGCUCCAAGGCUUCGGCAACGGCCUCAGCACCAUUGGGUGGCUUCUCAGCGCCCGCCAAGCAUGUCGUCCGCCACAAGAACGGUGCCAGGUUCCGGGGUAUGUUUGCAAACUGA
This is a messenger RNA of Ascochyta rabiei, 1275 nucleotides long. RefSeq lists its product as uncharacterized. The record is from RefSeq and is a predicted model, not a curated record. The transcript has a single exon. Lineage: Eukaryota; Fungi; Ascomycota; Dothideomycetes; Pleosporales; Didymellaceae. The coding region runs from base 1 to 1275 and encodes 424 amino acids.